Messenger RNA from Oncorhynchus masou masou (cherry salmon), 2229 nucleotides. Its product is annotated as proteolipid protein 2-like. The transcript has 5 exons. The record is from RefSeq and is a predicted model, not a curated record. The coding region runs from base 44 to 526 and encodes 160 amino acids. Lineage: Eukaryota; Metazoa; Chordata; Actinopteri; Salmoniformes; Salmonidae. Gene Ontology annotation, cellular component: membrane.
CAGCCCUUAAGAUUAGUUGGUAAACUCUACAUUAAAGUUAGUUAUGGCUGAUACUGAGACCGUUGUCGCUGCGGGCUGCUUGGAAAAGUUGAAGUGUUACGUGACGACUCGAAAAGGAACCAUUCUCGCUGCAGAAAUACUCAUCAGUUUAAUCAUCCUAAUCUGCUAUGCUGUGUCAUUUAAUGGAGGUUAUUCUGGGGUGGCCAUCUGUGAGAUGGUGUUCGCCAUCCUCUUCUUUGUCGUCUUCAUGAUGGAAAUGGACAAGUCCAUUCAGGCAGUCAACUGGGUCUGGAGUGAUCUUUUCCGUGCUACUAUUGGUGCAGCCCUGUACACCAUCACCUCUCUAAUCUGUGUGAUUCGUGUAACAGGGGACGAUGCCCUUAUUGCCGGAGGGGUGUUUGGCCUGCUGGCUGGGAUCCUGUUUGCCUAUGAUGUCUACACCAUCAUCCUUGUCAUCAAGAGCAACAGGCAGGAUACAGCAGCGCCCACUGGUGGGUGUUUUGGAUAUUUAAGCCCUCGAAGAUAAACCCCAUCUUAGUCAUUGAAAGAAAAUUACAUUUGUGCAGGACGAGAUGACAAUGAAGAGAGAAAGAAGUGCAGCAGAUUGGAAUGAAGUUUGAUGCUCAAAUGAGGAGAUUAAUAGCAGAAAUGAACCAAUGUUAGGGUCAGAAGAGAGUACAGUAGAUGUUUCUAUCUAUGGCUGACACAGAGAGGAUAAUGUUAUACUGCACUGAGAUCAUUAUGUUCAAAAGAACAAUGUAAAUUCCAGGAGGGAUUCCCUUGACAACCGCUGUUCUAGUCUCGGUGUACAAUUCUACCGUCCCAUUGUUCAGUCUUUAGGGGGUGGAAAGCUCUGGAAAGUUCACACUAGGACAUCAUAAAUUUUGUGAUCUAAUGAACUAUUGUGUAAAAAGAUGUUUCUGUUGAAUUACAUCCACUGUUGAAAAUUUGGUUUGUAUUAGAAAUUAGAUUGUAGCAUUACAUUUAUAGAGGUGCUCAGAUUAAUAUAACAUCAUAAUGUAACAUCAAUAGUUUUGGUACAAAUGUCAUUCUCUCUCUCUCUGUCGUCAUAAUUUCACCUCAGCGUCAUAGCCCUCUCCAUAACCCACUGUAAUAUAUUCAAAUUGUGCUGGUUGAAUUAAGCCAAAUUUUGCUUGCGCUUUGGCCUUGAUUUAAUCAGAUCGAGUGUUAACCGGCAUAUGACAUAUGUUGGAGGUGUCACUGCAGUAUGAGCUGACAAAUAGGUGAGAGGCUGCUCUUGUGUGUCACAAACCACUUCCUUCCUUAUUAAUCCUACUGAGUUAGAAGUUCAAAACGGUGAUAGAAAGUGUAGGUUAAUGUAUGUUUUCAUGUUAAUUUGGAUGGUGGGGAUUUGUAGCCUAUCAGUCAAAUCGAGAUAUAGACAAUGGAAACAUCAAGCAGUGUUUGCACAGAAUAAAUGGAUUGGUAUUAAACUCAAACACAUGGUUUCCAUGUGUUCCUUACCAUUCCAUUCACUCUGUUACAGCGAUUAUUAUGAGCCGUCCUCCCCUCAGCAGCCUCCUGUGCUGGAAACAUUUGUAGUGCCUUAGUUGCAUUGGUUGUUGUUCUGCCUCUUUUUCUACUUACCGAGCACUGUAAAGCCUUACUGGCCACAAUUAACCCUGCACUUAUAGUGAGGUUUGAUGUUCAUUUGCCACCAAAUAACUUCUCAUGAGUACUCUUGCCAUAGGAAAAUAAUGGGACAUGUUUUCAUUAUCCUGGUUUUGAAAUAAUCUAAUUCAGGUCUGUUGUGUGUUGCUUACCAGUUUUUCUUUGUGUGUUUUUUUAACCAAUGAUAAGAUAUUUUAAUGAGAUUUAAAGUUGUACAAGAGAAAUGUUACCUCAGUUAGUGCCCCCUUGUUAAAGUAUUGAGACAGUUUGUAUGCAGUUAUAGUAGUAAACAUUAAUAUUUUGAUUAUAGACUCGUAGAAGAACAACUAAUUUAGAAUGAGCAAUUAAUUAAAUUAAUUAGCAAAGAAGGGCAUUUGAUCAGUUUUGUGGUUGCAUUUCAGGAUGCCUAUGUUAUAAUUGUAAUAUCUUUUGUGAAUGUUAUCUCCAAAAUAUAAAGUACAUUUCUCAAGGAAGAAUUUGGCCUUAAUGUUUUAUAUCGAACAGGUUUUUAAUGUAUUUAUUUAUUACUUUUGUGUGUAUUUGAAAUAUUGAGGCAUAUACACAAUGCUUUGCGCAAUAAAAGUUAUUAUACAAUUA